This is a messenger RNA of Lactuca sativa (garden lettuce), 1149 nucleotides long. The record is from RefSeq and is a predicted model, not a curated record. NCBI's taxonomy places the organism in Eukaryota, Viridiplantae, Streptophyta, Magnoliopsida, Asterales, Asteraceae.
AUGGAUCCCACCAUGAUGCAGAACAUGCUUACACAAGGGAUUGCUACGGCCUUGGCGACUUAUGAGGCUGCUCGAAACGGGAAUACUGGAAAUAGCGGAAGUGGUACUCCUGUAGCUGCCCAAAGAAAUCCCAAACACUGCUCAUACAAAGAAUUCAUGGGUUGUAAACCCCGAUCCUUCUACGGAACUGAAGGAGCUGUUGGCCUAUCCCGAUGGAUAGAAAAGAUUGAAGUUGUCUUCCACAUCAGCUCUUUCCCGGAUGACUGCAGGGUUAAGUACGCUACCUGCACACUGAUGGAUGUUGCCUUAAAUUGGUGGAACAACCAUGCCAAGACCGUGGGAAUUGCAGAAGCCUAUGCCAUGGGAUGGGAACAACUGAAACUAAUGAUGACUAAAGUUUAUUGCCCACGGCAGGAGAUUCAGGCAUUAGAACAAGAACUCUGGAACCUAACCAUGCAAGGAUCAGAGGUAGCUGCUUAUACCUCCCGAUUCGAAGACCUUGCAACUCUUUGUCCCGGAAUGGUGCCUUCAGAAGACAAGAAGACGGAGAGAUACAUUUGGGGAUUAGCAUCGCCAGUCCAAGAUCUGGUUACUGCAUCCAGACCCUCAACUUUUGACAGUGCCAAGCAACUGGCUUAUGAGUUGACUGAACAAUGUAUCCGACGAGGCACCAUGGCCCCUGCAAAAGAAAAGAACCAAACUGGAAUUCUAAGAGAAAGUUCUAGGGAAAGCCAAAAGGGAACUUCAAACACCGUAAGCGAAACCCAGAGCCUCAACUGCAAAUUAAGCGGUCAUACCGCCAAAUUUUGCAAAAAGAACCCAAGCAACACAGCCUCAACUACUACCGCAAGAGAAAGUCGAACCUGCUUCGAGUGCAACCAACCGGGACAUUUCAGGAAAGAUUGUCCUAAUCUGAAGAGACAGGGUGGUCAAGGAAGGGCGUUUGUGAUAGGUGCGGGAGACGUACGCCAGGAACCAACUGUGGUUACUGAUGCUUUAAGCAGAAAGGAACGAGUAAAACCUCUUCGUGUAAAGGCUCUAACCCUAACCAUUCACUCGAACCUCACUAUUCAAAUUCGUGAUGCUCAGUUAGAAGCACUUAAACCUGAGAACAUCAUGGAAGAAAACCUACGAGGCAUGGACAAAUAG